Messenger RNA from Trematomus bernacchii (emerald rockcod), 7095 nucleotides. Its product is annotated as nascent polypeptide-associated complex subunit alpha, muscle-specific form-like. Lineage: Eukaryota; Metazoa; Chordata; Actinopteri; Perciformes; Nototheniidae. The record is from RefSeq and is a predicted model, not a curated record. Gene Ontology annotation, molecular function: histone binding; transcription coactivator activity; histone H3K4 methyltransferase activity. Gene Ontology annotation, biological process: positive regulation of transcription by RNA polymerase II. Gene Ontology annotation, cellular component: MLL3/4 complex.
AUGGCAGCUGCCUGGACCCCCCCCCUCGACCCCUCUCCCCUGCACCGGGCAGGGUGGCAGUGUCCUCAGUGCAGAGUGUGUCAGAGCUGCAGGUUGCGAGGGGAUGAUGAUGUGAUGCUGGUGUGUCAGCGCUGUGAUAAAUCCUACCACACACUCUGUCUCAAACCUCCUCUGGAUCACACACCGAGCACCGGUUGGAGCUGCAAGAACUGCAGAAUCUGCCGCCGCUGUGGUGUGAGGUCAUCAGGCCAGUGGGCCAAUCACCCGUUUCUGUGCGAGUCAUGUGACCCGGCCCUGCCCUGCCCUCUCUGUGACCUCAACACACCACAGGACUAUUGGACCUGUGUGUCCAUACAGAGUGUAUCGUCCAGGCUGGGGAGGGCAGGGCGGGGUCUGAAGAUUACGUCUGCUCCACCUGCAGGCCUCAGGAAGAGGAGCCACUCAGUCCUACCCCGGCCCCCCCCUCUCAGUCCCACACAGGCACCUUCCAACAGCAUUUCAGAGCCACCACCACUUCCAAGUCACACAGAGGCUCCACCCAUCAGUCCCACCGCUCAUAGUCAAGUCCAGCUUACAUGCUCGGAGUCACCACAGAGUCCUGACGAGACCCUGUGCACACAACAAGGUCUGACACCACCUCAUCCUGAACACACAGAGAUACAUAGUCCUGCACCAUCCUUACCUGAGCAACAAGAGCUCCAACAAAGUCCAGCAGCAUCACACCCUGAAACCACAGAACUCAAACAAAGUCCCUCACCUUUGCACCAUGAGCAGACGGAGCUCCAAAAUAGUCCUGCAUCAUCCCUCCCUGAGCAAAAAGAGCUCCAAAAAAGUCCUGCUUCCUCCCACCCUGAUCCUACAGAACUCCAACAAAUUCCUUCGCCAUUGCACCCCGAUCCAACAGAGCUGCAAAAUAGUCCUGUUCCAUCACACCCUGAUCCUACAGAACAACCACAUAGUCCUGUUCCAUCACACCCUGAUCCUACAGAACAACCACAUAGUCCUGUUCCAUCACACCCUGAUCCUACAGAACAACCACAUAGUCCUGUUCCAUCACACCCUGAUCCUACAGAACAACCACAUAGUCCUGUUCCAUCACACCCUGAUCCUACAGAACAACCACAUAGUCCUGUUCCAUCACCCCCUGAUCCUACAGAACAACCACAUAGUCCUGUUCCAUCACCCCCUGAUCCUACAGAACAACCACAUAGUCCUGUUCCAUCGCACCCUGAUCCUACAGAACAACCACAUAGUCCUGUUCCAUCACACCCUGAUCCCACAGAACAACCACAUAGUCCUGUUCCAUCACACCCUGAUCCUACAGAACAACCACAUAGUCCUGUUCCAUCGCACCCUGAUCCUACAGAACAACCACAUAGUCCUGUUCCAUCGCACCCUGAUCCUACAGAACAACCACAUAGUCCUGUUCCAUCGCACCCUGAUCCUACAGAACAACCACAUAGUCCUGUUCCAUCGCACCCUGAUCCCACAGAACAACCACAUAGUCCUGUUCCAUCACACCCUGAUCCUACAGAACAACCACAUAGUCCUGUUCCAUCGCACCCUGAUCCUACAGAACAACCACAUAGUCCUGUAUCAUCUCACCUUGAAACGUCAGAGUGCGAACCAAUCCCUGAGCAAUCCCACUGCAAUCCAACAGAGCUCCAAAGCAGUCCUUUGCAAUCCCAGACAGAUCCCACAGAACUCCCACAAGGUCCUGCACCAUCCCUCCCUGAUCCUACAGAACUCCAACAAAUGCCCUCGCCAUCGCACCCGGAUCAAACGGAGCUCCAGAAUAGUCCUGCACCAUCGCUCCCUGAGCAAAAAGAGCUCCAACGAAGCCCUGUACCAUCGCACCCUGAUCCCACAGAACAACAAAACAGUCCUGUACCAUCACACCCUGAUCCCACAGAACAACAAAACAGUCCUGUACCAUCGCACCCUGAUCCCACAGAACAACUUAAUAUUCCUCCACAAUCCCUCCCCGAUCCAACAGAGCUCCAAAACAGUCCUUCACCAUUCCAACUUGUACCCACAGAACUCCCACAAAGUCCUGCACCAUCGCACCCUGAUUCGAUAGAACUCGAAAAGAGUCCUGCACCAUCCGGCACUGAACCCACAGAGCUCCAACACAAUCCUUCCCCAUCACAGACAGAUUCCACAGAACUCCCACAGAGUCCUACACCAUCCCACCCUGAACUCACAGAGCUCCAAGAAAUUCCUGCGCCAUCUCACCCUGAGCCCGGAGAAACACAUCAAAUUCCUGUCCCGUCGCAGCUCGGUCCCACAGAACUCCAAAAUAGUCCUGCACCAUCGCAGCCUGAUUCGAUAGAACUCGAAAAGAGUCCUGAACCAUCCAACCCCGAUCCCACAGAACUCCAAAAGAGUGCAUCCUCUGGCAAUGAACCUGGGGAGCUCCCACAAAUUAAUUCGCCAUCUCACCCUGAACCCAGAGAGCUUCAAGAAGUACCUGCGGCAUGCCCACCUGAUUCAACAAAGUUCCAAAAGAGUCCUGUAGCAUCGCAACAUGAACCCCUAGAACUCCAACGAAUAACUGAAACAUCCCAAUCUGAACCCACAGAGCUUCAGCCAUGCCCACCUGACUCAACAGAACUCCAAAACAGUCCUGCACCAUCCCAUGUCGAACCCACAGAACUCGAUAACAGUCCUGCACCAUCUCAUCCGGAUCCCACAGAACUCCAAGAUAGUCCUGAACCAUCUCAUCCUGAUCAUGCAGAACUCCAAGAUAGUCCUGAACCAUCUCAUCCUGAUCAUGCAGAACUCCAAGACAGUCCUGAACCAUCUCAUCCUGAUCAUGCAGAACUCCUAGAAACUCCAGUUUCACCACAUCCUGAUUCCACAGAACUCCAAACAAGUCCUGAACCAUCGCAUCUUUCUUCCACUGAGCUUCAGCAAAGUCCUUCACCAGCCCACUCUGACCCAACAGAACUCCAAAGCGGUUCUGUACCAUCUCAUCCUGAUCAUGAAGAACUACAAGAAACUCCUGUUCCAUCUCAUCAAGAUUUCACGGAGCAAAGUCCACCAACAUCUCACAGUGGCCCAACAAAUGUACUGGAAACACCAGCUUCAUUGAAUCCUUUAGAGUACCAGGAGAGCCCCACCUCACCUCAAGUUAGUCUGACAGAGGAUCAACGAAGCCCGACACAUGUGACCUUCUUUCAGGCUCAGCAGAGUCCUUGUCAGGUCAGGAACACCUCUUCCAGCCCAACUCAGGACUCCACAGAGGAUCAGGUUUUGGCCACAGACUUUCUGCACAGUCCAAUGCAGGGUAGUCCUUUGGCUUGUAGCCUUGUACGUUCUCCAGUAGGGUUUAGUCCUACCUGGUUUCUGUCUGGACCUGAGCAGAUCCCUUCACCACACACUUCACAGUCACCGCUCGACACACCAUGUAGUCCUGCUCACAACAUCACACAGCUUCAGAACAGAACCCCACAAAGACAGCAUAGUCCUACGCCACAUAGUCCUUCACAGGUCAGCUCACAGAGUCCCCCACAGGAGGCCGAACGUACACUGGAUCAUGAGAGCCCUGGAUCGAGCAGCCCUGCUGGAGCGCGAUGUGGGCCAGCACAGGGCCUUUCUACACUGAACCUCUCACCACAAAGACCCGCCUCACUUCGGUCCAUCUCAGCGCCAUGUAGCCCCUCACCGGCCCCCCUCAGAGCCACAAAGUGUAGUCUGUCCCAGCCUGCCAGCCCAGUACAGGGCCAGUCUACAAAGCCUUUGCAGGUUCCUACUCAGUCAAGACUGACAAAGGAACUAACAGGUACCACAGAGCCUAAAAUUGGUGCCCAAACACUGGAAAGUAGCCCCUCCUCUAACCACGGCACAGAUGAAGAACUUCCAGACGAGCCUGGACUCAGCCCCCAUCGCGGUCCUUCCACGCCAACACCAGAAAGCCUUGUUCACAUUAGCCUAACUAGCUCACCUUGUGAAACGGAGGAAGUUCCUCCCCCAACUAGCUUCACUCAGGGGGUUCCUUCUUGUGCAAGCUGCACAGAAGCUACUGAAGGGAGCCCCACAAAUAUCCAAAACAGCAUACCAGUGGAGACUAGCCUUGCAGAGACUGGUCCAUCAGCAGAACUGGCUGCAUCCAUCCAGCCGAGCCAGGAUGAGGAGAUGAUAGGUGGCAACUCUCCAAGUUCUUUUAUUCUGUCAGAAAGUCCUCUGAGCCACCCAGACAGUCAAACAGAAGCUAACAGCAUGGUGGACUACAUGCAUGUUCAAGAGGGAACUAGUCCUAGUUUUUCAGAGCCCCCACAGACUGAGGCGAGCAGCCAAAGUCCAAAAAGUCCUGGUCAGUCAAAUGUUCAAACUAUCGGCAGUCCUUGUCCUGCUUCUCCAGGUCAAACAAGCCUCCUGCCAGUUAGCUUUAGUCCUCCACACUGUAGUAGCUCACGGUCUGCUAGCCACAGUCCACCUAGGUCUAGUCCUGCUGGUCAAGCUAGUCCUGUUCACAUACAGAGCACCUGUAGUCCAGUCCAAAGACAGUCUCCCUCGUUAGCUAGCUCAACAAACAGCAGCCCCGCACAUGCUACUGUAUUGGCUUGUUUUAGCCCACCUCACAGUCCAGCUCAGGCCAGGGAAACGCCUCGUAGCCCCGCUCACAGCCCGGCUAUCGACACAGGAACCAGUUCAAGUCUGGAUGUGGACUCUAGUUCCAUCCUCCAGAGCUGCGAUCUUCUCAGUGUGGUUCGCAUGGAUCCUUAUGUUGUUAUUAAGCAGAUGAGCCCAGCACCUGCUAGUUCUCUACCUGAUGGCUCUGUUAGUCCCAACCAGGCCCCGGCUAGUCCUGUUUCCACCCCCAAGCACAGCCCUGCCUCCCAUGCUGUUGAUGCUACUUCCACCCCGGCUAGUCCAAGCCAUGCUAGUCCCACUCAGGAUACCACUGCGAUGCCUAGCACUAGCCACAUUAGUGAAACCCCCGCUAGUCCCCCACCCUGCACCCCCUCACAGGUUAGCCCUCCUCAUGCUAGCUCUGUGCACAGUAGCCCAGCUGCUAGUCCGGUUCAUGGUCCUGUACUGUCAGGUGAGACAGAAGUUAGUCCUACAAACCCUCUGAGGCUAGAGGGUGGUUCUGGUAGCCCUCUGCGGUGUGAGGCUAGUCCUGGUAGCCCUCUGCGGUGUGAGGCUAGUCCUGGUAGCCCUCUGCGGUGUGAGGCUAGUCCUGGUAGCCCUCUGUGGUGUGAGGCUAGUCCUGGUAGCCCUCUGCGGUGUGAGGCUAGUCCUGGUAGCCCUCUGCGGUGUGAGGCUAGUCCUGGUAGCACUGUGCAGCUAGAGGCUAGUUCUGGCCCUGGUAGCCCUCUGAGGCUAGAGGCUAGUCCUGGUAGCCCUCUGCGGUGUGAGGAGACUCCUGGUAGCCCUCUUCGGUGUGAGGAGACUCCUGGUAGCCCUCUGCGGUGUGAGGCUAGUCCUGGUAGCACUGUGCAGCUAGAGGCUAGUUCUGGCCCUGGUAGCCCUCUUCGGCUAGAGGCUAGUCCUGGUAGCCCUCUGCGGUGUGAGGAGACUCCUGGUAGCCCUCUUCGGCUAGAGGCUAGUCCUGGUAGCCCUCUGCGGUGUGAGGAGACUCCUGGUAGCCCUCUUCGGCUAGAGGCUAGUCCUGGUAGCCCUCUUCGGUGUGAAGAGACUCCUGGUAGCCCUCUUCGGUGUGAAGAGACUCCUGGUAGCCCUCUUCGGUGUGAGGAGACUCCUGGUAGCCCUCUGCGGUGUGAGGAGACUCCUGGUAGCCCUCUUCGGCUAGAGGCUAGUCCUGGUAGCCCUCUGCGGUGUGAGGAGACUCCUGAGGAUUCUGAAUCCAGUUUUAUUCCUGGUCCCACGAGCCCCGUGCAGCCUGAAGCUGGUCCUGGUUCUGGUCCUGAGGAGGAGAAGUUUGAGCAGGAAAAGAAGACUGAAGAAGAGGAGGAGGAGGAGAAGUUUGAAGAGGAGGAGGAGGAGAAGUUUGAAGAGGAGGAAGAGGAGGAAGAGGAGGGUCAUCAGACAGUAAAGGAGAGUCCAUUAGAAGAGGAGUCGGAGGGAGGGGAGCAGGAAGUCCUGAAUGAAGACUCUCCUCUCGAUGCUCCUCCCUCACCACACUCUGCCUCCCCCCUUCCUCCCUCCCCCUCUCCUCCCCCUCCUCACAGAACUGCCUUAACCCCCCACAGUCUCCCUCCUCUUUCCACCGAUCAAAGAGAAACCCCAACUCCCUGUCAUGUGACAUCAACGGACGACGAAAGCCAAUCACAGAGCCAGGUUCAAUCCACCAAAGACGAGCACCAAUCACAAGCGGAGCCUUCAGAGAGAGGGGCGGGACAUGAACUACAGGAGCCAAUAGCAGAAGAGGAAGAGGAGCAGGAAGAGGAAGUGGACGAAGAAAGGGAGGACCAGGAGGACCAGGAGGACCAAUCACACGCUGAGCCUUCAGAGAGAGGGGCGGGACAUGAACUCCAGCAGCCAAUAGCAGCAGAGGAGGAAGAGGAGGAGAGGGAGGCGGGGCUUGAACUACAGGAGCCAAUAGCAGCAGAGGAGGAGGAUCGGGAGGAUCUGGACGACCAAUCAGACGUGGAGGAGCUUGAAAUGGACGCCUCUUUAGACCUGGAGGUGAUGGCGUUGAUGACCUCGUCUCCCCCUCCUUCUCUCCUUCACCUUUCCUCCCCCAUCCCUCCCCCACGGACAUCUCGAAGACUUCCUCCCCCCUUUUCCUCCAGACCCUCCGAUGACCUCUCCAUCCGCUUGAGGUCGUCUCCCUUCUCCACCGAAGCCUCCCCAGAAACCUCCCCCCUCAGAGCCCCCGUCACCCCCCCUCCUCUCUCCCCUCCCUCACCCCUUCUACGGUACUCACCCCCCAUCAGAGAAACAACACCACUCUCAAAGCCCCCAUCCCUCCCCCUCACAGUUCUCCCCCUCAUCCCAAAGAUCGGGAUGGGGAAACCGGCCAUCACCAAGAGGAAGUUCUCACCUGGGAGAGCCAGAGUCAAACAGAGUUCGUGGUGGAGCAGCCGUCGGGUGGUGAGUCCUCCCUCCUCCUCCCAGGACUCGAUGGGGGAGGCAGGGUGUGAGAGCCCGAAGCACCCAGACUCCCCCCUGUGGAGCGUCAAAGUG